Messenger RNA from Penicillium verhagenii, 2157 nucleotides. Its product is annotated as putative glutamine rich protein. The record is from RefSeq and is a predicted model, not a curated record. The coding region runs from base 1 to 2157 and encodes 718 amino acids. The transcript is spliced from 2 exons. NCBI's taxonomy places the organism in Eukaryota, Fungi, Ascomycota, Eurotiomycetes, Eurotiales, Aspergillaceae.
AUGUCUGCUGUGCCUUCGAAACGGCCCGCUCCAACCGUGGAAGAUGAAGUGAUAAAGCAACCUUUCGAAGCCACCAGCAAACCUUUAGAUCCGCUCACUAAAGGCGAUAGCGAAAGCUCUACCGCAAAUCUUAUACCUGCCCCUCAACAAAAAAACAUCGAGCCAUCUGAGGCCCCCCUACCUCCUGAAAAUAGUCAUGGAAGCUCCACACAGGCUUGCGAUCCAUCUCAAAAAAGCCUCGACGAUGACGAGGACAGAAUACUUUCUGGUGAAGAGGAACUGUCUAUUAUGAAGGCCGUGGCAGGCUGCGACCCUACUCAAUCAAACAACUUUCAGUCUAUCCUCGAACAAUCUCUUCCAAUCCCUGUGCGAUUCAAAACAUUGCAGCUUUGGUUUCAUCCUGAUAAACAGAAAUAUGGAAAAGAAAAUUUAUCAGAUAGUGAGCGAGCCUCAAAAUACUUAAACUCAUGGCGAGAAAUUCUUGGAGGCAACAAAAACUGUAAUUUCUGGAUUGGAAAAGGACUGCCGAUCCAUGUUGAGCAAGGGCUUUCAUCAUACCACGAAGAGGCACAUCAACAAGCCACAGCAUACCUAAAAAUCAUUUUUAAUGCUAUGCUGGCUGCCCCGGAUGCCCCAUCGCUUCAACUCAAGGAAAAUAAUAAAGAUUAUCGUCACGCUACAAAUAAGAUUCAGCUUCUGAACGCAAAGAUGAAGAAAGAAAAUGCAAAUGGGAAUAUUGAGGUUGAUACUGGAAAAAUCCGACUUGAGGAGUUGACUGGCCAAUGGAGGUGUAUCCUCAAAAAGGUGCAGGACAGCGGAAUCCGCGCUGAGGCUUUAUGCCGAAGUUUCCAUUACCCAGAAGAAUGGGCCAAGCCUCUGGAGUGGCUUAAAUCAGCACAGCCGGGGAGGUCAUCAACUAUAGCAACUCCUCAGCCGACACAGGGGCCUAAUUCACUACAGUCUCAUCCAUUGCCGCAGUCUAACUCACUGCAGCUUUGGAAUGCGACUGGCAACCAAAUAAGGACCAUCACUCUCUCACAAAGAAUGGUAUCUCGUUGUUUUCGGCCUGGUUUCACAUCAAACGGCGAGGAAAUCAUGGCAAUACAGCGUCUUGGAUUCAAUGGUGCUCGCUUGGUGACCAGGAACACUCAGGGUAUGGUGCGACUCAUUUCGAGUGGCGCCGCCGGUGGUCUACCAGUAUUGAAGGGGGCUACCGAUGCUGGAGUUCCUAGCUUUUUGCAAGGCGAGGAGGAAAUUCGAGAGCUUCGAAGGCGAGUCUCAUCAUGUCAAGGCGUUUCUGGGCUCUCAUUUGUGGCAUUGGGGGAAUGGAAACCAUCUAAAAUGAACUUGCCAUUCAUUGCAGUGGGCUUCUACCAUUAUGGUAAGGGGCUUGAUAACAUAGAGGUGGCUAUGUCGCGAUCAACCCUCAAGAGGAUAUUGUCCGCAGCAGAAGGAGAACGACUAAUUGCCCAAUACAUGACCAUGCAGCAGUCUACGUCCACAAUUAAAGAGGCGCUGGAAGUUAUGUUUCCUGGCGAAACACAAAAAGCUCUUCUUUCGUCUCCUAAUCCGCAGCAAGAAAUUGAGCAGCAGAUCCAACAAUUACAGACGCAGCUGCUACAGCUUCAGCUCCAGCCACAGGCGCAGCCACUACAGCUUCAGCUCCAGCCACAGGCGGAGCCAGCAGCUCAGUCUGAGCCGCUGCACCAGCCUCAGUCACACCUACAGCCGAUGGUUCAAUACCCUCAGCUACCCCAGCACCCCCAACCAGCAGCUCCACCUGAGCCGCUGCACCAGUCUCAGUCACAGCUGCAACCAGUGGCUCAGCACCCUCAGCUGCAUGUCCCGCAACAGCUCCAGUACCAACAGCCACAACAAUUAUUCACGACUCAGCCGCAAGUCCAGUCUCCUGGUGCCCAGUACGAACUGCCGCAACAGUUCCAAAGUAACUUCCACACCCAGCCGCAAGCCCAACCCCCUGGUGUCCAGUACCCACAAGGACUAUCGCAACAGUUCCGAAGUUCAUUCCAGAGCCAGCCGCAAGUCCAGUCUCCUGGUGCCCAGUACGAACUGCCGCAACAGUUCCAAAGUAACUUCCACACCCAGCUGCAAGCUCAGCCCCCUGGUGUCCAGUACCCACAAGGACUGUCGCAAUAG